Molecule: messenger RNA, 6184 nt
Organism: Parus major (Great Tit)
Lineage: Eukaryota; Metazoa; Chordata; Aves; Passeriformes; Paridae
Gene: RAP1GAP2
Product: RAP1 GTPase activating protein 2
Exons: 25
Coding region: 16-2394 (792 amino acids)
Biological process (GO): regulation of small GTPase mediated signal transduction; activation of GTPase activity
Cellular component (GO): cytoplasm; plasma membrane
Molecular function (GO): GTPase activator activity
Source: RefSeq, a predicted model, not a curated record
CUAAAAGAAAAGGAAAUGACUUUUUUUGUGGUUGUGUGUGCGCGUGUGCAUGCGCUGCCGCGCUGGGGGCGGCUGGACGAGACGUGCUGGGGUCCCCCCGCCCCAGCACCGGCAGAAAGCGCCGAUCUGGCCGCCCCUGUCCCAUCCCCGCCGCCCCUGUCCCAUCCCCGCUGCCUCCGGCAGCACCGAGCCACCAACAUGUUCCAGAGGAAGCGCAGCGUCUCCUUCGGCGGCUACGGCUGGAUCGACAAGACAAUGCUGGCCAGCCUGAAGAUCAAGAAGCAGGAGCUGCUGAACAGCACGGAUGUGACCGUCCCGGAGCGGCCCCUGUCACCCCCUCUCACGGCCCCACCGACCAUGAAGUCAGCAGAAUUCUUCGAAAUGCUGGAAAAAAUGCAGGCACCAAAACUGGAAGAACAGAGGUCUGGAAGCCAAAAACACAAGGAAGACUACAUCCCAUACCCCAGCAUCGAUGAGAUCCUAGAGAAGGGUCGCCCGUACCCGCUGAUCAUCCUGCCCCAGUUUGGGGGAUACUGGAUAGAAGACCCAGAAAACCUUGGCACACCCACCUCAUCUGACAGCAGCAUUGGCGAGGAGGAGGAGGAAAACCUCAGCCCCAGCACCUAUGGCUACAAGCUGGAGUGCAAGGGAGAGGCCAGAGCCUACCGCAAGCAUUUCCUGGGGAAGGAUCAUUUAAAUUUCUACUGUACAGCCAGCAGCCUCGGAAAUCUGAUCCUUUCUGUUAAAUGCGAGGAGACAGAUGGCACAGAAUAUUUAAGGGUUAUACUCAGGUCCAAAGUGAAGACAUUGCAUGAAAGGAUUCCGUUGUCAGGAUUCAGCAAACUCCCGAGCAUCCCCCAGAUUGCAAAGGCUUUCUGUGACGAUGCCUCUGGGCUGAAGUUUAACCCAGUUCUCUACCCCAAGGCAUCCCAGAUGAUAGUGUCUUACGAUGAACAUGAGGUCAACAACACAUUCAAGUUUGGUGUGAUCUAUCAGAAGUUCAGGCAGACCCAAGAGGAGGAGCUGUUUGGCAAUAAUGAAGAGAGCACUGCUUUCAAGAACUUCUUAAGUUUUCUGGGAGACACCAUAACUCUCCAGGACUUCAAAGGUUUUCGAGGAGGCCUGGAUGUCAGCCAUGGGCAGACGGGAGCAGAGUCUGUGUACACGGUGUUCAGGGACAGGGAGAUAAUGUUUCAUGUCUCUACAAAGCUGCCUUUUACCGAAGGAGACACACAACAACUCCAGAGGAAGAGGCACAUUGGCAAUGACAUCGUGGCAAUUAUCUUCCAAGAGGAGAACACGCCAUUUGUCCCAGACAUGAUUGCCUCCAACUUCCUGCAUGCCUAUAUUGUGGUGCAGGUGGAAAACCCCGAGGCGGAUAAUACAGCAUACAAGGUAUCAGUCACAGCCCGGGAAGACGUUCCCUCCUUUGGCCCACCCCUGCCGAGCCCACCGGUGUUCCAGAAGAGCCCCGAGUUCCGAGAGUUCCUGCUGACCAAGCUCAUCAAUGCUGAGAAUGCCUGCUGCAAGUCCGACAAGUUUGCGAAGCUGGAGGACCGGACACGUGCUGCCUUGUUGGACAACCUUCACGAUGAGCUCCAUGGGCACACGCAGACCAUGCUGGGGCUGGGGCCCGAGGAGGACAAGCUGGAGAAUGGGGGUCAUGGAGGCUUUCUGGAGUCUUUCAAGAGAGCCAUCCGGGUGCGCAGCCACUCCAUGGAGACGAUGGUGGGCAGCCAGAAGAAGCACCAUGGCAGUGGCAUCCCAGGCAGCCUCAGUGGGGGCAUUGCACACAACAGCGGCGAGGUGACCAAGACCACCUUCUCGCCCCCUGUCCCAGCUGCUGCUGCCAAGAACCAGUCCAGGAGCCCCAUCAAGCGCCGGUCAGGGCUGUUCCCUCGCCUGCACACAACAUCGGAGAGCCAGGCGGAGAGCAGGACAAGGUGUGACAGUGUUUCUGGAGCCCAGAAGACACCAGAUUUGGGACAUUCUUCCCAAGAGAUGAAAUCUGAAACCUCAUCCAACCCCAGCUCCCCUGAAAUAUGUCCCAACAAAGACAGGCCUUUUAUCAAGCUGAAAGAGAACGGGCGGUCGAACAUCUCCCGUUCCUCCUCCAGCACCAGCAGCUUCAGCAGCACGGCAGGGGAGAGCGAGACCCUGGAGGAGUACGACAGCGUGGGGAGCCAGCCCUCCACCGCAUCACCAUUCAAGCAGGACGUGUUUGUGUACAGCGCUUCCCCUGGCAGUGAGAGCCCCGGCGUGGGGGCCAUGGCCACCCCUGUCAUCAUGAGCAGGAGCCCCACAGCAGAUAUAAAGAACAGAAACUCUCCAAGGUCCAACCUGAAGUUUCGCUUUGACAAACUCAGCCAUGGCAGCUCCAGCUUGAGCCACUAGCAGGAGGAAGUCAUGCACUUGUCACAGAAUGUUUCAACAAAGGGAAAAAUCUUCAACACCCCAUGGGACCACACACGCCCCGGCCAUGGGCAGCAAGGUGCCCUCAUCUGCUGGCUGCCAGAAAAGAGCUCUCACCUUGCUGCAGCCCUGUCCUGACAGGGACCAGCCACCUUCUCACCUGGUGUCCCCCUGUCCAGCACCCCCAGCUCUGUGUGUAGGAGGGGAUGUGUCUCUGACUGUGCUGUACACGUGUGGCCAGGGCCAUGUCCCCUUCUGCUGCUCUGCUGGGUCAUCCUGUGGUUGGUGGGCACCGUCCAUUCCCCCCAUCCCUGGGUUGUCUGGCAGCUCCUUUUGGGCAGAGGGGCAGCAGGAGAGACCUCUGCAUAGUUUAGGUCCCUCCAUGCUUUAUUUGCAAUUACCAGUGGGGAAACAGGGGUUUAUGUUUGUUUUUUUGAAGCAUGGGAGGUCAGGCCAAAGUUAGGUGUUAGUGGCUCUGGGGCAGUUUGCCCUCCAACAUGUUUGCUGUUGCUCUUCUCUGGGGGCAGUAGGGCAAAACCUCCCUAGGGGGGUCCUGGGCAUCUCUCCCUGGAGUGAGGUCUGCAGUGUCUCUUCAGCCAUCCCCCAGCUCCUACCUACACCCCAAAACUCUUGGGGCAGAGGCAGCCCCCCACUCCAAACUUAUUCAGUUUCUUGCACAAGCGGCAGGUGAGUGACUUGGCUCAGGGAGUGGAGCUGGGGACUGCAGCCACCUCAUCCUCCUUGGCAGGUUUGUCCUCCCUGCUUUGUCCCUGCCUGACACUGAGCACAGGCCUGGUAAAUGUGACCCAAAGCUAAAGCUGGGGUGUAUCACAGCUUUAGCUUUUCUAAGUACUAGAACUGGCACCAGAGGGGAUUUACCUCGUGGGCUCUGCUUUGCCCUGUGGCUUGGAUCACCAGGCAAAUGCAUAAAAUUCCAAUGAUUUGUGAGGCAUUAGGCUGAUCCAGCCCUUGCAGUCUGUCCUGCUGCUUUUGAGCAAGCUCUUGUUGUUCUGAAAGGAUUAUAGAUUCUGCAAGGUAACUUUCCCAUAUUACCCUUUCCCAGAAAAUACCUCACUCAACACGCCAAGAAAUCCUUUUGCUCCUUUAUGGAACUUCAUGUGAAGUUUCCUGAAGCCUGUCCGUAAAUUUCACGUUGCUCGUAGAUUUCCAGUACCCAUUUUCUGGAAGACAGGCCAUGAUGCUGCAGAGAUAUUCCCCCCUGUCCCCUGACCUUUGGAAACCCUCAUGAAAUCAGGUUCUCAGUCUCAAGUGAACACAGUUCUUCAAGUUUGUGAUUCCUACUAAAACGGGACUUUGAGUGCCAAAGUCACCCCGUGGGCACUCCAAGGUGCACAGAGUACCUGACAUCCUGUUGCAGAGCUGUGCUCCUGGAGCAGCCCUGGGCACACACCGUGGCUGUGGCUGUUCCUGCUUUCCUCUCUGGGGCAAGUGCUUAUAGGAUUCAACCAUCACCUCCCCUCCUCCCUGUCAUCUCCCUGGGCCAGAGAUGAACCAAGCCUUGCAGAACCUGCUCUGCUCACCCUGGUCCUGCAGGGAGGUGCUCUCCAAGAGCCUUAUGAUCCAGUUCAUGCAGGUGCUCUGCUCAUGCUGUAAUUAAUCCAUGUGGGAAGGCUGUAGCUGUGAUGGGAGGGCAACCAGCUUAAAGAAGAACAGUUGUGAAAAGGCAGGGAACAGUUUCACCAGCCCUAGGUGCUGUGUAGGACUAGUAAAUAUCAAUAACUCCUGUGGGGACGCUCCCUUCUGCUCCCAGCCAGUUGCAUUUCAAUAGACUUUAAGCCUUGAGUUUCCUCUGGAAAAGGAGCAUGCAGCAUGCUCAGUCCAGCCUGUAGCUGUAGGUGUCUCAGGAUCACACACUUUGCUGUUUGGCACUUGUCUGAUGAUGCUUCAGUAGCACUUUCAAACCCACCCCCAGUUCUUCUCUUGGAAGCUUUGGUCUGAUUUCCUGAGGCUGCACAGUGAAACACUGACUGGUGCAAUGACUUGCUCCCAGGGUCUGCUCUGGGUUUGCUUUUUCCUCUGAGAAGUCACUUGGUUCUGUAGCUGUUGUCAUUCCUAUGGGUGUUGAUCUCUGUGAGAUCUUUCAGCAGACGAUUCAGUGGCUACUGUCAGCUGGUUUGCCAUUUUUGAUUGUUUUGUUGCUUUUUUUCUUUCACUUGAAACUGUGACUUUCCUUUUUGACCUGGAUUGAUCUGGGAGUUGUUCAAGUGGGACGAAAGGCAGAAGAGUGUGAAGCCUCAGGGAGAGUUGCAGUGUUGUUGCAGUCAGUCCUGCGCCAGCCCAUGGAGCAGCGGUGGGGCUGGGGGCCGGCAUGAGCUUUGCCAGCAGCUCCUGUGGGACGUUUCCAGCAGCACUCCUCACCAAAGGCCUGAAACCUGCUGCACUCCUUAGCAGCAGCUGGGCUUUGGAUGCUCCGGUCCCCACCCGCAGCUGCCUGUGCUGGCCUGCGCCUCCCAUCCAGGAGUGUCCUGGGUUGUCUGGGGCGGUUCUGAGGCUGAGCAGUGCUUGAGGAACAUCCUGGGGACUUCUGCACUUCCAGCAGUGGCUGAAGGUGUUCCUGUAUAUAUUUUGCAAAAUGUUUUGUGAGUAUAAGUGACACACAUCUAUACAGAUAUAAAAGGGAGAUAUAUAUAUAUAUGUAUAAAAUAUAUAUAUUUAUAUAUAUAUAAAGGAAAGGAUCCUGAACUGACACUAGAAUUAUUGGGCAGUGCAUUUUCCUUUCUAAUUCCACUGUUUCCAUGCACACAACUUCUGCCCUCCUCAGAAAUGACAUUGCAGAGGGAGCAGAGGGGGCUCAGAAACGCCUUAGGGAGGUGAUGGGGAAGCCUCUGCUGUGUGGAAAAGUCUCUGUUGCUGGGGGCUGCUCCCCUUCCUGCCAGGGCCUGGGUCCUUGCUUGCUCCUGCUGCAGCCUCCUGCCCGUUCAGAUCAGCUCCUGCGCUGGGUGAGCGGCGGUGGCAGCUCAGGUGCAGCUCCACACCUGGUGCCGCUGGCUCCGAGUCCUUGUGCAGAGUGGGCUGGGACCCCUUCCCCUGCAGCAGCAUCCCCUCUGCAGCAUCCCCUCUGUCAGGGGCUGAUGUGCAGCUGCCACGGGCUGGCAGAACUGCUGCUCUGGCUGGCCUUCCAUUCAGGAAAGCGCUUGGCACGUACUUGCUGCUUCUCAAAACCCCACAGAGAAAAGCACAACACAGAGGUGCUUUUUUUGAGGGAAGCAGGGGAUCCUAAGCACAAACUCAGUUUCUUUCCAGAGUUUUGAGGGGCUUCAAGAACGGCAGGUAAGGGGCCAGGAGAUGUGUCUGCCACAAAGGGGCUGUGCCAGGGGCAGGGAUCUCCUGGCUGUGCUCGGUGCUGCCAGAGCUGGGGCAGAGCCCGGCACCUCUGCAGGUCCCAGCUGUGCUCCCACUGCUCUGCUGCUGCUCCAGCCUCUGCCCCAGCAUGCUUUCAUUGCCUUCAAUGAAUGUAGCACUGCGAAUGUCCUGCAAAGGGAAAUGCUGGAUUUAUAUCAGAGAAUGUGAAGAGUUUAUAGAGUGAAAAUAAAUCUUGAUGAAAUGUAUCUGACAAAGUUUAUUUUUGAUGUAGAGAGGCAGUGCUUUGUAGUUUUUGGUGAUCUAUGUCUGUUGUAAAUAAUGUAUAUUUAAUUUAUUGCUAUGGUAGCAGAUUGUUAUGUAUAAAACUAAAGGUUCACAAAUGUAUAUUUUGUUGCUUAAAUGUGUCUUUGCAAAAUUCACAAUAAAUAACAUAUUUUGUGUCCAUAUA